Trichechus manatus latirostris (Florida manatee) is the source of this 2416-nucleotide messenger RNA. RefSeq names its product transmembrane protein 267 (gene TMEM267). Bases 139 to 786 code for a protein of 215 amino acids. Lineage: Eukaryota; Metazoa; Chordata; Mammalia; Sirenia; Trichechidae. The transcript has 3 exons. The record is from RefSeq and is a predicted model, not a curated record.
GUCUGAUGUGGGAAGCCGGAGGCGGGGACCAACCGAGCCUGAAGUCUGAAAGGUCCGAGUUCCGGGUUGACUGGAAAUGUAAACAAAAUAGGCUGUUGGUUUCCUGAUGGCUUUUAGUAUAUACUGACAUUGGUUGUGAUGGCAUCAGAAACUGAGAAGAUCCAUGCUUUACUCCAGCCUUGUAGUACUGAAUCUCUUAUAUCCAGCCUUGGUCUGGGAAUAUUAUGCCUAGUAGCUGACAGACUUCUUCAGUUUCCCAUAAUUCAGCAAAAUGACUGGCUUCGUGCCCUCUCAGAUAAUGCAGUACAUUGUAUGAUUGGCAUGUGGUCAUGGGCAAUAGUUAUUGGAGUCAAGAAGAAGACUGAUUUGGGAGAAAUCGUUUUAGCUGGAUUUUUAGCCUCUGUUAUUGAUAUAGACCACUUUUUUCUGGCUGGAUCUGUGUCUUUAAAGGCUGCUUUGACUCUUCCACGAAGACCUUUCCUUCACUGUUCUACUGUGAUACCCAUUGUGGCUCUGACGCUGAAGUUUGUUAUGCACCUUUUCAAGCUCAAAGGCUCAUGGUGCUUUCUACCCUGGAUGUUAUUUAUAUCCUGGACCUCACACCACAUCCGAGAUGGAAUCCGUCAUGGCUUGUGGAUAUGCCCGUUUGGAAAAACUUCUCCUUUACCAUUCUGGCUUUAUGUAAUAAUCACAUCAUCUUUACCUCAUAUCUGUUCAUUUGUUAUGUAUUUAACAGGGACCAGACAAAUGAUGUCUUCAAAACGUGGAAUACAUAUUGAUGUCUGACAUUAUCAUAUGACUGUUCUGGAGAAGCAGGUAGUUCAGAUGAUAAUAAUUGAGUUGCCAACUUUAAAGUGAAUUUUUAAAAUCAGAGUUAGACACUUACAUUGUUUAAUUAUUAUAAUUCCUGAAUUCUCUUGCUAGGAGGCACUUAAAACUUAAAAAAAAAAACCUGUUGUAAUUUUGAUUCUGUCUUCUGUAACACCAGAGUACAAUGUUAGAGUUUUGUUUAUUUCAUGUUAUAUUUUAUAGCUUCUUCAGUUUAGCUUGACUUUACUGUUUACUAGUACCUCUGUUAGAUUAAUAUCCAGGUAAGUUUUCUGGAAGUCUGCCUUUAAGUUAGACCAUUUCCUGAUGAAAAACAUCUCAAAUUUUAGGGUGACUAAUUUGUGGAAAGUUAGCAUUAUAUUUGGGUCCACAUGUUCCUAAGAUAUUGAAAUGACCAAAAUAAAUGAGAUCAUAAAUAAGAUAUAUAGUGAAUACUAACUUUUAUUUAUUUCAUAUAUGUUGAUCCUAACUGAAAUUUAGUUUGCAAAGUACCUUAGUGACUUAUGAUUAUUGGCAGAAUCUGCUUCAGAGCACUUGUGAGAAACAUAAUAUUUAUAAAUCACCAUAACAGUACAUCUAGGUUAUUGUUUCAGAAAUCAGUUUAGGAAAUAAUUAGUUGUGAUAUGUUGACUAUGGUAACAUCUUACCGAAGUAUUCCUUUUUAAUAUCUUUGUCCAAGAAUCUCAUGUCUUAGAGUUUUAUCUAUUUUGAGAAAUAUAACUAAAGUUAACAAAAUACUCAUUAACAAAGUUAAGAAAAUAUUGAAACCUAUGAUUCUGUGGAUCAUAACCACAGAAUAUGAAUUCACACAAAAAAGGACUUGUCAGUAAUGUAAUUUCAAAUACAAACUUCUGCAUGUGCCAUUAAAACAGUUUUUGUUACUGUUAACUUGUUUACGCAUUAUUCUAAAAUAUUGUGCCAGUUAAACCAUUUUUUAAAAAUUGGCCUGAUAUUGAGAGACAAAAAGCAUAUUUUUUUCAAAAUAAAGUAAUCAUAGAAAAUUAGCUUUUUCCUGUGUUCUUUCAGGUUGAUUUUCUGUUAAAAUGGUUAAUGUUUUUUAGAGAAGAAAGAUUUCAUUGCUGUAAAUUUUACAUUUACACAGUUUCAGGUUACCUUAAUAUUAAAAUCAAUGCUCCAAAGAUACCUGCAUUUCUUUGUGGCAUAUGUACCAUCUACUGUCUCCAGACUUUCUUAUAGAUUUGUAUUUUAUUAUGCUAGUGAUUGUGUGCCUUAUACUCUGAGAAAUGAUGGAUGAUUCAUAAAGCCAUGUCUAUCCAAAGCAAAUUUUUCUUACAUGAUAUUAAAUAGUUCAAUAAAAUUGUCAUGAAGGUUCAAGCUCUUUAGUUAGAGAUGUAACUUUUUUCUUGUUAUUAACAAAUUGAUUGCAAUCUAUAUUUUACGAUCUAUUAGAUCUUACAAUCUAUUAUUAUCUUCCAAAAGCAAUUAUUGUGUCACUUUCAUUGGUAUCAUAGUAAAUAUGAUAUAGUAAAGGUAAACUUGAUUAAGGUAGAGAUUUUUUUAAAGCAUCUGAUUUCAGAAGUAACUUUAUAAAACUAUGGGGUUAACUUUACCCAAAGAAUUUUGUUUU